Messenger RNA from Penicillium diatomitis, 1344 nucleotides. Its product is annotated as AP-1 complex subunit mu. NCBI's taxonomy places the organism in Eukaryota, Fungi, Ascomycota, Eurotiomycetes, Eurotiales, Aspergillaceae. The transcript has 6 exons. The record is from RefSeq and is a predicted model, not a curated record. Gene Ontology annotation, cellular component: clathrin-coated vesicle; clathrin adaptor complex. Gene Ontology annotation, molecular function: clathrin-cargo adaptor activity. Bases 1 to 1344 code for a protein of 447 amino acids. Gene Ontology annotation, biological process: vesicle-mediated transport; intracellular protein transport.
AUGGCGUCGGCGCUAUUUUUCCUGGACCUCAAGGGCAAGACCCUUCUGGCCCGCAACUAUCGCGGAGACAUUCCCAUGUCUGCCGUGGACAAAUUUCCCAUCUUGCUCAGCGAAGCCGAAGAAGAGUCCUCAGCUGUUCCUCCCUGCUUCUCCCACGAGGGAGUCAACUACCUGUACAUCCGCCAUAGCAACCUGUACAUCCUGGCUUUGACAAAGCGAAACACCAAUGCCACAGAGAUCCUGCUCUUCCUACACAAGCUUGUUGAGGUCUUUACGGAAUAUUUCAAAGUACUCGAGGAGGAAAGUAUUCGGGAUAACUUUGUCAUCAUCUACGAAUUGCUGGAUGAAAUGAUGGACUUUGGUUACCCACAGACGACCGAAAGCAAGAUUCUUCAGGAAUAUAUCACGCAAGAAUCACAUAAGCUGGAGGUGCAAGCGCGGCCACCCAUCGCAGUCACGAACGCUGUCUCUUGGCGAAGUGAAGGAAUUCGCUAUCGUAAGAACGAAGUCUUCCUGGAUGUCGUCGAGUCUCUCAACCUACUGGUCUCGGCCAAUGGAAAUGUGUUGCGGUCGGAGAUUCUUGGUGCUAUCAAGAUGAAAUGUUAUUUGAGUGGUAUGCCUGAAUUGCGACUGGGAUUGAAUGACAAGGCCAUGUUUGAGACCACGGGCCGAGCUACGCGAGGAAAGGCGGUCGAAAUGGAGGACGUCAAAUUCCAUCAAUGUGUUCGGUUGUCUCGAUUUGAGAACGAUCGCACAAUCAGCUUCAUUCCACCAGAUGGAGAGUUCGAGCUCAUGAGUUACCGACUGAACACCCAGGUCAAGCCAUUGAUCUGGGUCGAGUGCUUGGUUGAGUCGCAUUCAGGGUCACGCAUCGAAUAUAUGCUCAAGGCCAAGGCUCAAUUCAAGCGGCGUAGCACUGCCAAUAAUGUCGAAAUUCUUGUCCCUGUGCCUGAAGAUGCUGAUUCUCCUCGGUUCCGUACCAAUAUUGGAACCGUCCACUAUGCACCAGAGAAGUCUGCCAUCAUCUGGAAGAUCAAGCAGUUUGGUGGUGGUAAAGAGUUCCUCAUGCGCGCCGAGCUGGGACUACCCUCGGUCAAGGGAGACGACGAGCAUGGUGGUGGCAUGACAGGUGGAUUUGGUGGUAGUAUGGGCGGAGCUGGCGCCAUCGGCAAGGCGAAGCGCCCCAUCAACGUCAAGUUCGAAAUUCCUUACUUCACGACAUCCGGCAUUCAAGUGCGCUAUCUCAAGAUUACCGAACCAAAGCUGCAAUACCCCUCUCUACCCUGGGUCCGCUACAUCACACAAUCUGGCGACAUUGCGGUCCGAAUGCCGGACGUUCAAUAA